UCAGUGAGGGAAAGUGAAAUGCAUUUACAUCCUCAUUCCCUCCUUAUCCUGCCUGACUACACUAUACAUUAUUCAGAAUUUAUCUCUUACACACACUUGCUGAAAUCGAGGCAGUGUUGGACUUUUAUUUGACAUUUCCUGCUGUCUCUCUGUCUCCCUCUCAUGAAUGAUUCAGAGAACAGUUCCUGUACCUGCUUCACUCUGAAAGAGUCGCUAAGCAACUGAAACGCUAUCCCCAGGCCGUGAAAACCACCGAAACAGAGUCCAAGUAGUGCCCCCACUACCCACAUCCACACACACUCAUACACACAGCUGAUGCCUGUGGUCUCUGUUUCCUCCAGGUCAGUGGACUACCAGGGGGGGGAUAAUGUCCAAACCUUCGCCAACGUUAGGGCCCUACAGGCUAAUUUGAACAUCCCGAUGGGAGCUCUGCGUCCAGGGGCGGGACAUCCUGUGAAGAGGAGAGAGGAGACAGUAGACACAGAAGAGGUGUCUCAGGCUCAGUCACCAGACCAGCCCAGCCCUGAAGCACAGCCGUCGGAGGAGAAGAAGACGUUACCGGGAGCGGUGAAACUACCAGGGCCGGCUGUCAACCUAUCAGAGCUGCAGAACGUCAAGAGUGAACUACGAUGGGUCACCAAGGAAUAACAUGAUCCCCAAGCCAGGCGGAGAAGAGGCAGAUAAUCUUCAGAGACACAGACUUCCCCACUGCCAUCGAAGACUACUGAUCAGUCUAAUCCCGACAUGUUUGGAAAAGAGCAACAGAUUCCUGCGAAGCCAACAGUCAACCACCAAGAAGCUCUUCUGCAAUCACUUCUCCAUUAAACACUGAAAUAUUUAUAUUUAUCAAGUUGUUUUUUUCACAAGUUAGAUAGUGUCAGAAUUUGUACAAAAAAAAGUGUAAUACUUUCUAGCUGAAGAGAGAUACUCUGGUUUGUCUCCAGUUUACUGUGACUUUUAGAAGUGAGUGAUUUGUUUUGCAGAGACGUCAUCGUCUUCAGCCUUUUCUUUGUUUUUGGGGUAUUUUUUUUAUUUUGAAAUAGUUGAUUUAGAGAGAAGUUUGUUCAUAAUCAACAUCAAUUUCAGGUAUCAGCAUGACAACGGAAGAUAACACAAGAUACCACCGACAUCAAAACUCCAAAUAUGGAUGUAUGGACGCUCGCUAUCAGACAGCUAACUUUUAAAUGUAGACGGGGUUAAAUUCAGUUUUACAGCUUUUGUUGGGGGAUUAUUUUGUUUUGUUGUUUUGCUAUGAAUGAACCCAGAAGCUGAUAUCUGGAGUAAAAUAUUGCAAUAAAUGAGAAAGGUUGUAAAAAUGAA
This is a messenger RNA of Notolabrus celidotus (New Zealand spotty), 1320 nucleotides long. RefSeq names its product small muscle protein X-linked (gene smpx). The transcript is spliced from 4 exons. Gene Ontology annotation, cellular component: costamere; muscle tendon junction; M band. Lineage: Eukaryota; Metazoa; Chordata; Actinopteri; Labriformes; Labridae. The coding region runs from base 316 to 648 and encodes 110 amino acids. The record is from RefSeq and is a predicted model, not a curated record.